This is a messenger RNA of Folsomia candida, 7382 nucleotides long. Its product is annotated as lysine-specific demethylase lid. Bases 549 to 6104 code for a protein of 1851 amino acids. Gene Ontology annotation, biological process: chromatin remodeling. Gene Ontology annotation, molecular function: histone demethylase activity; DNA binding. The transcript is spliced from 23 exons. NCBI's taxonomy places the organism in Eukaryota, Metazoa, Arthropoda, Collembola, Entomobryomorpha, Isotomidae. Gene Ontology annotation, cellular component: nucleus. The record is from RefSeq and is a predicted model, not a curated record.
UGUUCUUACUUUAUUACCAGCAAGCAGACUCUUGCAGUCAUCGUAAAAAAACUUAGUAAUUUUCUAUCCUGGGCGAGUAAGCAAACAAAAUUAAAAAUUUAUCGUUCUUCUUUUUCCUCUCUUAAUUAGCAAUUAGUUUUAACAAAAUUAAUGACAGUGUUCAAAUCUUUUAGUCAAUUAGCGAUAAAUCAUGACCGACCGAAUCUGGCGUAUUAAAUAAAUAAAUAUGAAAUCCAAGUGGAAAAAAUCAAACCCUUUUUACCAACUGGUAAUAAUGGUAAUAAUAGUUAGCUAAUUAUUGAUAAUAAUGUAAAAUAAAUUGGAAAACCGAGGAGAUUAAUUGGUUGUAAAAAUUAUAUAUAUAAAUUUUGACGUAAUAAUUAAAAAUCUUGUACAUUAUGUACGAGUGGUUUUUAACUUAGAAGAGUUUUAUCGUGAGAGAGAGUGUUUUAUCGGGUGAUUGAUAAGUGCUUUUCGUUAUCGGGAGUGGGAUAAGGCUGUUUUGCGACGUAAUUAUUGUUAUUGUGACGUGUUAAAUAAUAAGGAGGAUGGGUGACCCCUUUGAUUUCGUGAGGCCGAUGGAGGCCCCCACUUUCAGCCCGUCGGAAGAAGAGUGGGCCGAUCCGUUAGGAUAUAUUUCGAAGAUAAGGCCGAUCGCGGAAAAGGCUGGGAUUUGCAAGAUUAAACCGCCCAUGAAUUGGCAACCUCCUUUCGCCGUGGAUGUCGACAGUUUUAAGUUUACGCCGCGUGUGCAACGAUUAAAUGAGUUGGAGGCCAAGACACGCGUCAAGUUGAAUUUUCUUGACCAAAUCGCAAAAUUUUGGGAGUUGCAAGGCCAAUCGUUAAAAAUUCCAGUCAUCGAGAAGAAAGCCUUAGACCUCUACACGCUCCACAAGCUGGUCAAAGCGGAGGGUGGGAAGGAGAAAGUAAACAAUGAAAAGAAGUGGAACCGCCUCGCGACUCGACUCGGCCUCUCGCCACACAAAAAUUACGGACUUUUACUGAAACAGCACUUUGAGAGGAUACUCCAUCCCUUCCACGUGUUCGAAAAGUCGAAAGAUAAACUGGCCGGGAGUGACGUUGAAGCAUCCCCGGUUAAGAAGGGGCCGAACAUGUCGACUCUGCUGUCUAGUGUAACAACGCCGAUCAAAGGUUCCCCCAUGAAGAACCCAGGAUCGAAUAAAUCCUCUCCGAUGAAGAAUAACAAUGUGUCGCAGGUGACGCCUUCCCCCACGAAGAAUGGGAGGAUGGGAGCAUCUGCUAAUUCGAAGCCGGUCAAGAUUGUAGAGCAUAUCCAACAAGAUGAGGACGGGGGGAUGAUGAUGAUGAGGGGAGGAGCGGAGCCAAAGUCCAAAGAACUGAAGAGACUGAUGUUCUACGGCGCGGGGCCAAAGAUGGCAGGAUUUGUGGGGGCGGAUGCUCGGAAAAUGGGCGGCGGCGGUGGUCCACACGACCCUCUGGAAAAGUACAUUUGUCUGGAGUGCAACGGUGGGGAUUCGGAGGACACGAUGUUGCUUUGUGACGGGUGUGACGACAGUUAUCACACUUUCUGUCUCAACCCACCGCUUCAAGAGGUGCCUAAAGGAGAGUGGCGAUGCCCCCGCUGCGUCGCCGAAGACUUGAACAAACCCGGCGAAGCGUUCGGUUUCGAACAGGCCGCCCGUGAAUAUACGCUCCACCAAUUUGGCGAAAUGGCUGACCAGUUUAAAGCCGAGUAUUUCAACAUGCCCGUCCACCGCGUCCCUUCGGAAGUGGUGGAACGAGAAUUUUGGCGGAUCGUGGCCGCCAUCGAUGAAGACGUGACGGUCGAAUACGGCGCCGAUUUGCACACCAUGGACCACGGUUCCGGUUUCCCGACCGAAAUCUCGAACCAUAUCAACGCCGCGGAUGACGAGUACAUCAAAUCCGGCUGGAACCUGAACAACCUCCCGAAUCUGACGGGGUCCGUGUUGGGUCAUAUAAAUGCCGACAUUUCCGGCAUGAAAAUCCCCUGGAUGUACGUGGGCAUGUGUUUCUCCACGUUCUGCUGGCACAACGAGGAUCACUGGUCCUACUCGAUCAACUAUCUGCACUGGGGAGAGCCUAAAACCUGGUACGGGGUUCCGGGAGGGAAAGCCGAUCAGUUUGAGGACGCCAUGAAACGCGCGGCGCCAGAACUGUUCCAAUCUCAACCCGACCUUCUCCAUCAACUCGUGACGAUCAUGAAUCCUAAUAUUUUGAUGAAUGCGGGCGUUCCAGUGUUUCGGAUGGAUCAGAGGGCGGGCGAGUUUAUCAUCACAUUUCCGAGGGCGUAUCAUGCCGGGUUUAAUCAAGGUUAUAAUUUUGCGGAGGCGGUCAACUUCGCACCGGCGGAUUGGCUGCCGAUUGGUCGUGACUGUAUAGACCACUACUCAACCCUGCAUCGAUACUGCGUCUUCGCUCAUGACGAACUAGUCUGUUCAAUGGCAUCAAACUCUGCCGCGCUCAAUGUCGGGUUAUCCUUAGCGACCUAUGAAGACUUUAGGAGAAUGAUUAAGAAUGAAUUCGGUCACCGAGCGACGGUGAACGGCUGGGGUGCUCGAGAAGGGGACCGAGUCCUGUUUGAAAAUCUGCCUGAUGACGAACGGCUUUGCGACUUUUGCAAAACGACGUGCUAUCUUUCCUCGGUUCAUUGCGCCUGCACCACCGAUCGCCUCGUGUGUAUCAGGCAUUACGAUAAGCUCUGCGAAUGUGAAGGAUCAGACCAUGACUACAAAAUUCGCUACACGAAGCAAGAACUUUUGGACAUGGCAGCAACUUUGUACCAAAAGACGGAAGGUUAUUCCAAGUGGUUGGACGUCGUGAAGAAGCAUCUCGGACAAGGGAAGACUUUGGGGGACAAAUUCGAGCUGGACCAACUCAAGGGUUUGAUCGAGGAAGCGGAGAAGAACAAGUACCCGGGUGGAUCUCACUUGGAGAAAAUGCGUCGAAUUUUUACGGAUGCGGGACGCGUAGUAAAACUUUGCAGUGGGCUGUUUAACAAGCAAAAGGAACGCCCGCAACGAGUGUGGUUCACCGUGUCGGAAGUUGCCCUCAUGGCGGAGGAGACUUCCAACUUGCACGUUGCCCUAAAAGAGACCGACUUGAUGAACGAGUUGGCCGUGACGGCGAGGAGGGUGCAACAGACCGCGAUAGAACUCAAGGAGUCGAAAGAUCUCGACAAAUUGGUCGAGUGUAUCAGUGCGGCGAGCGAGACUCGAGUAGAAAUCCCGGAAAUUAAGCCGCUCGCGAGGCAAGUGAAACGUCUCCGCUGGGAGAACAAGGUGAAGGAAUUUUUGUCCUGUAAAGAGCCCGGGUCUUACAAGAAAGAACACCUUAACGACUUGAUCCGAGAAGGCGAGGACUACAGGUUCGAGGAGAAGUCGGAUAAGCCACUCCGUCACCUGAAAGGUUAUCGCGAGCAGAUGAUGCAAGUUGAAAAGGAGGUGAAAGCCAUCUUGGCGAAACGGAAAGUGCCGUGCAUGAAAGAGCUUCGCGGUUGGAUGUCCGCCCUUCAAGGAUCUCUGAUCGCAAUCCCAGUAACGAAGGACUUUGAAGAUCUCUUGAAUCAAGCGGAAGGCUGGCUGAGCGAAGUGACGAGUGCGGUUUCCGGCGACGAGGAGCACUAUCCUUACAUCCACUCCAUCAAGGAGCUGGUCCGUUCUGGGAUCGAGUUGAAAAUCCAACUCCCCGAGUUGAACGUCCUCUCCGCCCAGGUGGACGCGGCUCGGUCCUGGAUCUCACAACUGCAGCACACGUUCCUCAAAAAGAUCUCGCACGUCACGCUGAUCGAAGUCUUAGUCCCGAGGAAGGAGUUUCCCAAGAGGCCCACGAGACCGAAGCUGGACCCGAAAUUUAAACCGAUCGAGUUGACGAAUAAGCAGUACGAAGGGAUUAUGAAUGAAGGGAUGAAAAUGGUGUGUGAAAAUACGGACAAUUUCAGAGCAGCGAUCAAGGAACUUGUGGAGAAAGAGCUCGAGUCAAUCCUAUCCCUGCGUGAACAGAAUAGAGAAAAGUUUGAGAAGGACCUCGGUCAGAACUUGUACUGCGUGUGUUCCUCGCCCUUCGGGAAGUUCAUGAUCCGCUGUGAGCUCUGCCUCAACUGGUUCCACGCGACCUGCGUCCCUCUCCCGAAACUGGAGGAGGAUAUCUCUACCCCCGAGAAGGAGGGGGCAGGACAGUCCCCAAAGGAAGGUGGAGAUGAAGAGGCAUCCGAUGUCAAACCGCACGACGAGGAACAAACCGCCCUCGUGGUGCCAGGAACUUCCCCGAACAGCAGCGCCCCACAAGUCAUUAUUUCUCAAGAUAUCUCAACCCAUGCUCAGACCGCGUAUAAAAUAGCGAUGAAACAAAUCUGCUUCAUCUGCCCGUGCUGUGCUCGGUCUAAGCGACCAAAGUAUGGCGAACUCCUCCCACUGCUGAAAAGUUUGAGCAAGCUCCCGCUAAAAAUGAUGGAGAGCGAGGCCUUUCGUUGUUUGAGUGAAAGAUUUCUGGGUUGGGAGGAACAAGCUGUAUCCCUUCUCGGAGAAUUGGUGACUAUAAGAAAGAAACUGGGAACGAUUCCAGCUCCAAUUUAUCAUCAGAGAACCUACAAGAAGAAGUCGAUCGUGGAAGAGGACGCUGAAAUGAAGGAAGAGAAGAAAGAAGACGAAGAAAAAUCGAAGGAGGAGAAGGACCCAAGACUCUUCAUAAAUGUAGAAACGUUCCGGGAAGUCCGUGGAUCCACGGUUGUUCACAAAGCAACGGGAAAACCUCCUCUGAAAAUUCCAUCGAAGAGGCCGAAGACAGGAAAGUCUCGCAAGAGUGAGAGUGACGACGCCGCGUCAGUCGUGAUAAAAUCUGAACCUGGCGGCGUGACAUCGCUGGUGGAGUCAGUCAUUAAAGAAGCCUUAUCAACUCCCAUGGAUGCAACGGCGAUCAAAGUGGAGAAAGUUGAUCCGGAAGAUGACGAUGAGUUCGGUGGUGGUGGGAGGAGAACUCCUCGACGUAGCCUAGUUUCUGAAACGGACGAUAUGGAAGACGAUGACGACGACGAUAUGGACGUUGAUCCCCCGUCGAGCGAGGAACUCGCCCAACUCGCAGAGAUGGAGACACAGCUGAAGAGCAAACUCCCGGCAGAUACGCUGUUGGAGAAUGAGGUUGACUGGGAGGCUGUGAGUAAAUCGACCGAGAGUGUGGAGGUCGGGCCGAUCCACACCUUCAUGGGGGCACGUGUUCCCCUCGAGCCCGCCAUCCUCGCCCGGGUGGAAGCUGCCUUUGUACAAGUGUGUCUCAUGGAGCUGCACAGUGGGGAGAAGGGGAACGCGUUGUGGAGGCUGUUGUGCGCAGGGACGCCGAAUCCCAUUACCAACUUGGAGCUUAAGCAAGUACAUCGCGUUAUACAAGGCGAAAUCAGCCAAAAAGAUCUCAAGACGAAGCCCACGCCGAGAAAGUCCGCCGCCAUGAAUGGGCCCAACUCCUGCCCCAGAAACCCCAAGAAGCGUAGAUCCUCCGGUGGACUUGCUAUCAAAAAGAGAAGAAAGAGUGGCACUGAGAACCCUGCUGCUGGAGGUCCUGGUGGGCUUGCUGCACGAAAUAAGCGAAAGAAGGACAAGGAUCUGGAGGAGUGUGAGGAUGAUUGUGAAGCGUCACCGUGUAAAAAGCCGACCGGGAGCGAGGUGAACUGGGUGCAGUGUGAAGAGUGCAACAAGUGGUACCACUACAUCUGCGUGGGGCUGAACAAGAAGGCCGUCCAAAAGAUGGAGAGAUAUGAAUGUUUCCGCUGCAAAGCGCCCGUCGACGUGAAGGAGGAAGAAGACAAUUCCAACGCCUCGAAUGAAGCCGAGUUCACUUCCGACACGGCCCCCUCCGUCUGCAGCAAUAAGGAGAACACGGUCACCGAUCCUAAAAAGCCGACACCCACAGAACGUCGCAAAUCGACCGGAAACAACGCUGCUGGUGGCGCAGGUGUCGGAGUGGAGGAUGCUGGCUCCUCCUCUGCUCCCCUCUCGAACGCGAAUGUCAACAACGUCACACCCGCUGGGAACAACGCCCUCUCCGCGGCCUCCAGCGCCCCACCCCCGACUCCCGCUCCCGUCCCCGUCAACGGUUCAAGCACGAAACAAUAACUAACCUGCAGAAACAAUAUAACAAUAUAUGAAGAUAUUUAUCUAAAAUAAUUAAAUAGUGAGUGCCCUUAAAAAAAACUUGUAAUUAAUUAAGCACUUCUCAGGUCUAGAGUUACGUAAAUUCUAUCGUUUCCUUCUUCUUUAGCCUUUCUCUGACGUUAAAAAACUCGUAGAUAAGAACCUAUCUCCCGGUAUAAAAAUAAUAUUCGCUCGUACAACGCUACAAAAUUAUCAUGUUAAUUACAAAGUUAAUUAUAUUAAUUAGAUAGUCGGCUCAAAAAAUUAUUAGUUAAUUGUAUGCAUUAAAAAGUAUAAAUUCCUUGUUUUUAAACGAAAAUUGUAUCGUUUUACAAUAGAUUUUACUGUGAUACUACUUGUAAAAAAAUUUGAAUUUGGUGGAUUCCUAUUGUUAUUAUUAUGAUUAUUAUUGUGACCUUAUUUUUACCGCUGUUUAGAUACAUUGACACCUUAAAGAAUUAAUAAGGUUAAUUAGUAUUAAGGAAUGUUUUAUAUUUAUAAUUAACGGGAUAAUUAUUAUUCUUGAUUAUAUAUGUUUAUUUCUUGUUGUAUCGUUUUUUGGGAAAAAAUGAAAUUCCCAUUUUAUCAGGUUUACUUACGGUUUAUUGCAUGUUUUACAAAUAAUUUGACUUUGUAUGAGCUGAGUUUUCUGGUAACUUGCGCCAUAGUUUAAGGCGAACAUUUGGCGCAAGUUGGCAAGAAGUGAAAUAAAAAAAACCCACGGAUAAAAAUAUUCUCUCGAGAAAGAAUACUUUUCGUCGUUUACUUCCAUCAUAGUUUUUUUCCCCAGUUAGUUAAUUGUAAUUAAAUUUAGUAUAUUAUGUGAGUGAAAUAUCUAUUAUGUAAAUCAAUAAUAAUUGUAAUGCUAUGCAGUUAGUUAAUUAAGUGAGUAGUUAAUUAGUUGGUAAAUAGGGAAGGAAAUAUCAUGGUAUAUAAAUAAAUAUGCAGGGAUGAGGGGGAUUUUUUUGUUGGGGGGGAGGAGCAGACGCGGAGGAGGUCAAGUACCUUAUGUCGGACUUUUAUGAAAGAAGUGUGUAUUUAGAGAAUAAAAUUCUUAGUCGGCGUCGGGGGAGUGAGAAAGAAGAAAUACAUAUUUAGUAGCAUCGAGACGAUCCCACUACAUGAUUUGUACACGUUCUAAAUAAUUGUAGCACAAAAAAUAUAUGUAUGAAAAAAAACACACACAAAGUUAUAUAAUAAUUCUACUGAUGAGAUGAGAAAGACACAGUAAUAAAAAUAAAAAUACUUGAUUCAGAGCAA